AUGAGGGGAUUGUUUCCUUUCCCCCCUCUCUCCCUCUUUCCCUCCCUCCUUCCCUCCCUCUCUCCCUCUUUCCCUCCCUCCUUCCCCACAUUGACACAACCUGCUCCUCAUUCUCUCAGCUCCUCUCCUUCCAUUCUCUCCCUCACACAGUUUCCUUUCCCCCCUCUCUCCCUCUUUCCCUCCCUCCUUCCCUCCCUCUCUCCCUCUUUCCCUCCCUCCUUCCCUACAUUGACACAACCUGCUCCUCAUUCUCUCAGCUCCUCUCCUUCCAUUCUCUCCCUCACACACUUUCCUUUCCCCCCUCUCUCCCUCUUUCCCUCCCUCCUUCCCUCCCUCUCUCCCUCUUUCCCUCCCUCCUUCCCUACAUUGACACAACCUGCUCCUCAUUCUCUCAGCUCCUCUCCUUCCAUUCUCUCCCUCACACACUUUCCUUUCCCCCCUCUCUCCCUCUUUCCCUCCCUCCUUCCCUCCCUCUCUCCCUCUUUCCCUCCCUCCUUUCCUCCCUCUCUCCCUCCUUUCAUCAGAAGCUGUGCUCGCACGAACCUUGCAGCACCGCUCUCCACCUCUGGACGGCACCGAGUCCUCUCCCACUCCCCCCACUACCAAGCGCCUGGAGCUCUGCCUCGUUCAGAGCCGUGA
Molecule: messenger RNA, 639 nt
Organism: Closterium sp. NIES-65
Lineage: Eukaryota; Viridiplantae; Streptophyta; Zygnematophyceae; Desmidiales; Closteriaceae
Source: the annotation of a GenBank genome assembly